Molecule: messenger RNA, 1239 nt
Organism: Helianthus annuus (common sunflower)
Lineage: Eukaryota; Viridiplantae; Streptophyta; Magnoliopsida; Asterales; Asteraceae
Exons: 1
Coding region: 1-1239 (412 amino acids)
Biological process (GO): regulation of DNA-templated transcription
Molecular function (GO): DNA binding
Source: RefSeq, a predicted model, not a curated record
AUGGUCGAUUCAUCAACUGGACGUUACCAAUGCUUUUCUUCAUGGAACCUUACAGAAACGGUAUACAUGUACCAACCUAUGGGAUUUCAUCAUAGGGACUACCCAGAUCAUGUAUGUCUUCUCAAGAAAUCAUUAUACGGUCUCAAGCAGGCACCUAGAGCAUGGUACCUAAGGUUCACAGACUUCGUCAUUUCCAUUGGCUUUAUUCAAGGUAAAUGUGACAACUCUCUAUUUACAAAUCAUCACGGGGGUGAUAUUGCAUACUUACUUAUUUAUGUGGACGACAUUAUCCUAACCACCUCAUCUGACGCUCUCCGCGUGUCUCUCAUGUCCAGCCUCGCGGCUGAAUUUGCUAUGAAAUAUCUUGGACCUCUCAGUUACUUCUUGGGUAUAAAUGUCACUCGUACCGGUGACAAAAUGUUUCUGUCUCAACACUCUUAUGCUUUGGACAUUAUUGCUCGUGCAGGUAUGCAAACCUGCAACCCCGUUGCCACUCCUGUUGACACAAAGCCCAAACGCAGUACCAUCUCUAGCGAGCCCUUCGAUAAUCCUACGUUGUACAGAAGUUUGGCGGGUGCCCUUCAGUAUCUCACCUUCACCAGACCUGACAUCAGCUAUGCAGUUCAACAGGUUUGUAUGCAGAUGCAUGAUCCGAAAAUAGAUCAUUGGAAUGCCCUCAAACGAAUAAUUCGAUACAUUCAGGGAACAUCGAGUUUUGGCCUUGCACUUUCUUCUUGCUCAGAUGUUUCACUACGGGCUUACACUGAUGCUGACUGGGCUGGAUGCCCCGAUACACGUCGGUCCACCUCAGGUUACUGUGUUUACAUGGGUCCCAAUCUUUUGUCUUGGUCCUCUAAACGUCAGUCCACUAUCUCCAGAUCUAGUGCCGAAGCAGAAUACCGUGCAGUAGCAAAUGUCGUUGCAGAAGUCUGUUGGCUUCGGAAUCUUCUCUUAGAGCUUCGCCGCCCGUUGAAAACGGCAACGCUCGUUUAUUGUGACAACAUUAGCGCCAUCUAUCUCUCAGGAAACCCAGUGCAGCAUCAGCGUACCAAGCAUAUUGAGUUAGAUAUACACUUUGUUCGAGAACAUGUUCAGCGGGGUAACAUUCGAGUUCUUCAUACUCCAACUCGGUUCCAAAUUGCAGACAUCUUCACUAAAGGCCUGCCAAGGAUUUUGUUCGAUGACUUUCAUUCCAGUCUCAACAUUCGGCCACCUCUUGCUUCGACUGCGGGGGUGUAA